Molecule: messenger RNA, 3442 nt
Organism: Scaptodrosophila lebanonensis
Lineage: Eukaryota; Metazoa; Arthropoda; Insecta; Diptera; Drosophilidae
Gene: PolD1
Product: DNA polymerase delta catalytic subunit
Exons: 2
Coding region: 83-3355 (1090 amino acids)
Biological process (GO): DNA replication proofreading; nucleotide-excision repair, DNA gap filling; DNA-templated DNA replication
Cellular component (GO): delta DNA polymerase complex
Molecular function (GO): DNA-directed DNA polymerase activity; nucleotide binding; 3'-5'-DNA exonuclease activity
Source: RefSeq, a predicted model, not a curated record
UUUGUGUUGGGAGCUUAACAUGUUGAUCGUGGUUCUUUGUUUAUAAUACAUACUAUAUUUAUUGAAUAUUUUUACUUGGAACAUGGAUAACAAACGUAAAUUCAACGGUAAUGCUAAUGGAAAGUCUAAAAAGCCGAGAAAUUUUGACGACGACGAUGAAAUGGGCGGUGGGUUUGAAGCCGAAUUAGCAGCUUUCGAACCCAACGAUGAGCUUGAGCAAACGCUGCUCAUUGGCGAUGGACCCGAAAACCAACAGACCAGUGAAAGAUGGUCGCGUGCGCCACCACCAGAGCUAAAUCCUGAGGAGGACAAACUAGUGUUUCAGCAAUUGGAUGUGGAAAAUUAUCUGGGACAACCGUUGCCGGGCAUGCCAGGCGCCCAAUUGGGUCCGGUGCCGGUAGUGCGCAUGUUUGGCGUGACCAUGGAGGGAAACUCGGUGUGUUGUCAUGUGCAUGGGUUCUGUCCCUAUUUUUAUUUAGCUGCGCCGCGAAACUUUGAAAAACGGCAUUGCUAUGAGUUGCAGGAGGCCUUAGACAAGAAGGUCUUGGCCGAUAUGCGCAGCAAUAAGGACAAUGUACAGGAGGCCGUACUGGCAGUGGAGCUGGUAGAACGCCUCAAUAUACAUGGUUAUAUGGGAGAUGAAAAGCAAAGCUAUAUAAAGAUCACAUUGACUCUGCCGCGCUUUGUCGCCGCUGCUUCACGUCUGCUGAAGAAGGAGAUCAUUAUGUCGUCUUUUGAUUUCCAAGACUGUCGUGCCUUUGAGAACAACAUUGACUUUGACAUACGGUUCAUGGUGGAUAGGGACGUUGUGGGCUGCAAUUGGAUAGAGCUGCCGCCUGGUACUUGGCGUCGGCGUGGACGCAAUUCGAAACUUUUGCCUGAGUCUCGCUGCCAAAUAGAAGUUGAUGUGGCCUACGAUCAAUUCAUAUCGCACGAACCCGAGGGCGAGUGGUCCAAGGUUGCUCCAUUUCGUAUACUAUCGUUUGACAUUGAAUGCGCCGGCCGCAAAGGCAUAUUUCCGGAGGCCAAAAUGGAUCCAGUAAUACAAAUAGCCAAUAUGGUGAUGCGACAGGGAGAAUCAGAGCCUUUUAUAAGAAAUGUUUUCACAUUGAAACAAUGCGCCCCUAUACUUGGCAGUCAGGUGCUGUGUCACGCACAGGAGACCCAAUUGCUUGACAAAUGGUCGGAUUUUGUGCGCGAGGUGGAUCCGGAUAUUUUGACAGGCUACAACAUAAACAACUUCGACAUACCCUACCUAAUUAAUCGAGCAGCUCAUUUAAAAGUCAAAAACUUUGAAUAUCUGGGCAGAAUUAAGAACAUACGCUCGGUAAUUAAGGAGCAAGUGCUUCAGUCGAAACAGAUGGGCCGGCGCGAGAACCAGUAUGUAAAUUUUGAGGGCCGUGUUCCUUUUGAUUUGCUUUUUGUUCUGCUGCGCGAUUAUAAAUUGCGUUCGUACACCCUUAACGCGGUCAGUUACAAUUUCCUGCAGGAGCAGAAAGAGGAUGUGCAUCACAGCAUCAUUACGGAUCUACAAAAUGGCGAUGAACAGACGCGUCGUCGUCUGGCAAUGUACUGUCUAAAGGACGCCUAUCUGCCCCUACGUUUGUUAGGGAAACUCAUGGCCAUAGUUAACUACAUGGAAAUGGCCAGAGUAACGGGUGUGCCGCUCGAGUCGCUGCUUACACGUGGCCAGCAAAUCAAGGUGCUCAGUCAGCUUUUGCGCAAAGCAAAAACCAAGGGAUUCAUCAUGCCUUCGUACACGUCGCAAGGAUCGGAGGAACAAUAUGAGGGUGCUACGGUUAUUGAACCAAAACGCGGCUACUAUGCUGAUCCCAUAUCGACUCUCGACUUCGCCUCACUAUAUCCCAGUAUUAUGAUGGCGCACAAUCUAUGCUACACCACGCUUCUGUUACCGGGCGCUCGGGAUAAGCUAUCGCUACGUGAUGACCAAGUGGAGCGUACCCCGGCCAAUAAUAGCUUUGUGAAAGCAGAGGUGCGACGUGGGCUGCUCCCAGAGAUCUUGGAAUCACUGCUGGCAGCGCGUAAGCGAGCCAAGAACGAUCUCAAGGUGGAAAAGGAUCCCUUCAAGCGCCAAGUCUUGGAUGGCAGACAGCUGGCCCUAAAGAUAUCGGCCAAUUCAGUUUAUGGCUUCACCGGUGCUCAAGUGGGUAAGCUGCCCUGUCUGGAAAUAUCGGGCAGUGUGACUGCCUAUGGACGUACCAUGAUUGAAAUGACAAAGAAUGAGGUCGAAUCCCAUUACACCCGUGCCAAUGGGUAUGAGAACGAUGCAGUUGUCAUUUACGGCGACACCGACUCUGUGAUGGUUAAUUUCGGCGUCAAGGCCUUGGAGCGGAGCAUGGAAUUGGGGCGUGAAGCGGCGGAUCUGGUCAGCUCGAAGUUUGUGCGACCUAUUAAGCUAGAAUUCGAAAAGGUCUACUAUCCAUAUCUGCUGAUCAACAAAAAACGCUAUGCCGGCCUCUAUUUCACACGCCCGGAUAAAUAUGACAAAAUGGACUGCAAAGGUAUUGAAACGGUGCGACGCGACAAUUCGCCACUGGUUGCCAAUCUGAUGAACUCAUGUCUGCAGAAACUGCUAAUAGAGCGCGACCCGGAUGGGGCAGUGGACUAUGCCAAGCAGGUCAUUGCCGAUCUACUUUGCAAUCGCAUUGACAUAUCACAGCUUGUCAUUACCAAGGAACUGGCCAAAACAGACUACGCUGCUAAGCAGGCGCACGUGGAGUUGGCCAGCAAAAUGAAAAAACGUGACCCGGGCACAGCACCUAAGUUGGGGGAUCGUGUGCCUUAUGUGAUAUGUGCCGCGGCAAAGAAUACACCGGCUUACCAAAAGGCAGAGGAUCCUUUAUAUGUGUUGGAGAACAGUGUGCCCAUUGACGCCAACUACUAUUUGGAGCAGCAGCUGUCGAAACCACUUUUGCGCAUAUUCGAGCCUAUUCUGGGUGAUAAAGCGGAAUCAGUACUUCUCAAGGGCGCUCACACACUCACUCGCACUGUGGUGACAUCCAAAAUUGGGGGCUUGGCAGGAUUUAUGACUAAAAAAGCUUCAUGCCUUGGCUGCAAGUCUCUGAUGCCCAAGGGCUAUGAACAAGCCUGCCUCUGUCCGCACUGUGAGCCCAAAAUGAGCGAACUUUACCAGAAGGAGGUCAGCGCCAAGCGUAGCAUGGAGGAGGCUUUUGCACGUCUGUGGACCGAAUGUCAAAGAUGUCAAGGGUCUCUGCAUGAGGAAGUCAUUUGCUCUAAUAGAGAUUGCCCCAUUUUUUACAUGCGACAGAAGGUCCGCAUGGAGUUAGACACACAGGAGAAACGCGUCCGUCGGUUUGGGCUACCGGAAUGGUAAAAUAUACAUAAAGGUACACGUUUGCUUGAAUUCUUUUGUUUUUUUUACCUAUAAUUUAAAAAUUAUAUUACUAGAAAUUAUUACAAA